AGUUGUUGGCGCGAUGACUGAUUGGUCAUAUUGCCAUCUAUGUGCUAGUUAUGAAACGAACCUGCUUCUAAACCUUUUUUUCCCUGUGAGUUAGAUUAAUUCCGUGAUACAGGAUAAGAGUUGUACAACGUUUACAAUAGUGACGUAGUUCGCUCAGUUGCAGUCGCUGAUCACAGAGCAUAGUACUGUAUCGUUAUAGCUAACCCUCGUGGACUCAAAACAGAGGGUAAAAUAUGGCAUCGCAAUUCAGUGGUAUCUUACAACUAACGGAUUUGGAUGAUUUUAUUACUCCAUCUCAGGCGUGUGUAAAACCAGUCAAGUUGGAGAAGAAGCCUGGGAAAUCAAUUGCCAAAAUUCAAAUUGAAGAUGAUGGGAGUUAUUUUCAGGUUAACCAGGAUGGUGGGCUGCAGAAGUUGGAAAAGGCGAAGAUUACACUGAAUGACUGCCUGGCCUGCAGUGGCUGUGUAACAUCUGCUGAGACUGUACUGAUCGCCCAACAGAGUCAGGAUGAGCUAUACAAAGUGCUCCAACACAACAAGCAGAACAGCGCUGAGCAGACCGUGGUGGUGGUGUCUGUGUCACCACAGUCCAGGGCCUCUCUGGCAGCACGGUUUAACAUGAGCACCAGUGAUACAGCCAGGAGGCUGACUGCUUUCUUCAAAAACCUUGGGGUUCACCAUGUGUUUGACACUGGCUUCAGCCGGAACUUCAGCCUGUUGGAGAGCCAGAGAGAAUUUGUGGAACGGUACCAGCGCAAACAGCAAGACAAGAAGGCCCUGCCAAUGCUGACCUCUGCUUGUCCAGGCUGGGUCUGCUAUGCAGAGAAGACUCACGGCGAUUUCAUCAUCCCCUACCUCAGCACCACUCGAUCCCCACAGCAGGUCAUGGGCUCGUUGGUGAAGAGCUACUUCGCUGAUCAGCACAACCUCACCCCAAAACAAAUCUACCAUGUGACAGUGAUGCCCUGCUUUGACAAAAAGCUGGAGGCGUCUAGAUCAGAUUUCUUCAUGAAACAGGCAGACACACGAGAGGUGGACUGUGUCAUCACGUCAGGAGAGGUUAUGAAGAUGCUGGAGCAGGAGGGGCUGUCUCUGAAUGAUGUGGAGCCAGCGCCUUUGGACACCCUGUUCAGUAGCGUGCGUGAGGACGAGCUUCUUCGUCACGAGGGGAGCAGCUCUGGAGGAUACCUGCACCAUGUGUACAUGCACGCUGCCAAGCAGCUCUUUGGAGUGGAGGUGAAGGACAUCACGUACAAGACCGUCAAGAACAAGGACUUCCAGGAAGUUACCCUGGAGAAGGACGGAACGGUUUUGCUGUCUUUUGCGACCAGUUAUGGCUUCCGCAAUAUCCAGAACCUGGUGCAGAAAUUAAAGAGAGGAAAGUCGCCCUAUCACUUUGUGGAAGUGAUGGCUUGUCCUUCAGGGAAAGUGAACGGGGGUGGGCAGGUGAAGCCGGUACCGGGGAGGUCCAGCAAGGAGGUGCUGGAGCAGGUGGAGGAGCUGUACCGCGCAGAGGAGACCCGGGCUCCAGAGGAGGAGGCCGCGGUGGAACACCUGUAUCAGACCUGGCUGCAGCACGUGGGAGAGGAGAAGGCUCGGGAGCUGCUGCACACGGGAUUCCACGCCGUGCCCAAAAACACCAACGGCCUGGUCAUGAAGUGGUGACAGUGCAGUACAGAGUGGAGUCCAGCCUGGACUCAGCUGAAGGGCGGGCGGGGCCCCCGCACAACGCUGCUUCUGCCACGCUGCUGUCCGUCCUCUCUGUCUGCAGCCCUCAGUCCAAAAGUCAUCACGUAUUGUCACGUAUGUAAACCAGAAUUAAAUGUGUGUUAGCUUCUCAACCAUGUCAAUGACACAGGUAUAUAUUUUGUAUUACUCCAUUGAUUUUAUUUUAUUUAAAAUUGCUUUAUUGUUUAAAUCCUUGCAGUUGGCAGUAAAAUCAUGGAGUUUAAUUGACGCAAAGCACCACUCUUUAGUUGCACUAGCUCCCCCUUGUGGAGAAUCCUCAGCCUGCUAAGAGUGUGUGUGGCAGUGAAGUCCAUCUAAAAAAAACUACAUGGAUUUAUCCUGGUUAAGCAUGAAACAACAUAAAAAUGACCAGGCUUUUCUUCCUGUUGGUUUUACAGUUUUCGUGCCAACUUUUAAUGGAGGAUUCAAGUGUAUGGCUAGUGAUAUUAGCCGUGAAGUCUGAAAUACGCACAGAAUAUGAUAAAGUAUGCUUAUGUGAUUAAACUCUGAUUUCUUGCAUAUUAAAUACCAUGUAAGUGAUGUUUUAUAAUAUAUGAAUUUAAUUAAAUAUAUUUUACAACAUA
Messenger RNA from Conger conger (European conger), 2311 nucleotides. It is a transcript of the gene ciao3, whose product is annotated as nuclear prelamin A recognition factor-like. The transcript has 11 exons. The record is from RefSeq and is a predicted model, not a curated record. NCBI's taxonomy places the organism in Eukaryota, Metazoa, Chordata, Actinopteri, Anguilliformes, Congridae. Gene Ontology annotation, cellular component: cytosolic [4Fe-4S] assembly targeting complex. Gene Ontology annotation, biological process: iron-sulfur cluster assembly. Bases 234 to 1664 code for a protein of 476 amino acids. Gene Ontology annotation, molecular function: 4 iron, 4 sulfur cluster binding.